GGACUGGUACGCGCACUUGUGCUUCAACUAUCCUACUACCCGCGUCGUACUAUCGCUCCGUGACGCGAAUUUUUUUUGUUCAUGCACAGCUAUCCACUCCGUACGUUGUUCUGUUUGUUUUACAAUUGGCCGAACGUCAGCCGAUCUCGUUUGUCUACAGCUGCGUCUGGUGUUAUCCUCAUCGUUCUAUUGGAUUUCCGUAGCGUUUCCCGCUUCGAAAAUCCAGCUCAGCUCAACCAGGUGCGAAUCAUUCGACUGAGGAUCUAUCGGUUCAGCCUGCGGGAUUCUCGCAGGGUGACAUCCUUUUCGUGUCAUUGGAUUUUCCUCGCGGUUGCCCCUUUGAGACGUUCCAUCUCCCUUCAGCCCGGUUUACAGAUGUCACUCUCAGAGUUCCGGAAGAAGAAGCUUAUUUACGUUUUCAAUACGUUCUUUGAUUUUGACAGAAGUGGUGCGAUCGAUAGGAAGGAUCUUGACCUUGCUAUACAACGAAUCAAUGAAAACAGGGGUUGGUCUCCCGACAACCCUAAAGCUCAAUCUAUUAGGGAAACGUUGCUUAAAAUGUGGGAUGGCUUGAGACAAGGCGCUGAUACAGAUCAAGAUGGUCAGGUUAGCCGAGAUGAAUGGUAUCAGCUAUGGGAGGGCUAUGCCAAAGAUCCGUCAAAUCCGACGGAUUGGCAAGCCGCAUAUAUGAACGUAACAUUCCAGUUGUUCGAUGCAUCAGGUGAUAAAUCGAUCGACGAGAAUGAAUUCUGCAACGUCUGUAGUUACGACAAAGUGCCCGAGGCUGAAGCCAGGGAGGCGUUCAAAAAGUUACAAGUCGGCCAUCAAAUCACAUGGCAGUCGUUUACAGAACUUUGGAAGGAGUAUUUUUCCUCAGACGAUCCGGCCGCACCCGGAAACUUUAUUUUCGGCAAAACUUCAUUCUAAUUCGAUUUUGCCAUUGAGGAGAGCCGACCGACGCGCAUGUAUUAUUAAAUCCCCUCCCCCCCCCAAAAAAGGCGUCCCUUGAUGUACUACAUGUUAACGCUUCUCUGCGUCUCGUUUAACUGAAGAUUAUAUUUAUAUUUCUAUGUAGAUGUGCUAACAUCAAAUAUAAUUGUCCAUAUAAGAUACAUUUAUGCACUACGCCACAAAAUUAUAGGAUCGCAUUGAAUACCUUCAGCUUUCCUCAAAGUUUUGCAACACAAAGGGGUCUACGAAAGAGUUACGUGGAAGACAUUGAAAGUAGAGGCGUUACCCUUUAAAGCAGACACAGCUAAAUUGUUGUACAAGUGUUCUUUCACAUAGCAACAAUUUGAAUGUCGACAAUUUCUCCAAUUAUGACCCUCUAAUUUGUUGGCGCAGUGUCUUAUAUUAUUAUUCGAACUUCAAAAUUUAAAUUGACGUUGAGAAAUUGAAUAUAAUUGCUAUGUAACUCAAUUACAAACUAUUCAGAUUAUUAAUAGUCCGUUGUUGUAGUACGUCCUUAGUUGUACGCAAUUUUUCAUUUCGAUCACAGACUAUUUAGUUUCCUGACGUGGAAUGAUACGGAAAUGCGUACGAGGGCGAGCUGAACACGCGUGCGUCUGCAUGGUUUAAUGUUUAAUUAUCCGAAUUCUUUUCGUACUUUAAACAAUAAACAACAUGAACAAUAAUAUAGCCUUGUGAAUACAAUAUAGAUUAUCUCACAUCGUAAUCUCUGAAUGUGCUAAUUAAAAUUAACAAGAGGAUCGAUGUCCUCGAAUUUCAGUUAACUCAUUAAGUCGCAAACAAUGAAAUAAUUAAUUAUGUAUUACUUAUUAGAGACCAUAAAUGCAUCAAAAGAAUUUAUUGAAUUUUCGUAUAAAGAGAUGUUGCAUUUAAGUUAUGGGCAUGUUGUAAUUAGGACAGUCUGUGAACUAUAUGACUUAUAAUAAAAAUUCUCACGACCCAGCCAGAGGAAAGAAUACUAAAUCUUAGUUUUAUAUCUUUAAUAUAAAUAGCAAUAUUUUACUAUGAAUGUACAGAAGUAAAACGUUCUGUUCAUACAAUGUGACAGAGCUGGACUUAAUGAGUCAAAGGGAAAUGUAAGUACUCAGAUAGAGUCCUUAAUUUGUUACGAAGUUAAAUAACCUAAUAGCAAGAAUAAUAGAAAGGGAAAAGCCAGACUACACUUAGUUGCAAAGAAUUUGUAUGUUUUCUGUGGUAUUCAAUAAAGGGUAUUUCAAAGUAUCAUUGAAAAUGAUAAUGAUUAUGUUAAAAGUGAUAAUGAACGCACGCUAUCAACGACAUUAUGUGGAAACCGUGAAUAAAGUACGUGCAAAAAAUUAAAGAUUAUAAUUGUACUCACGAAAACCGUUGCCGAAUUGGCUGGAAUUAUGCGUUGUUCCUAGUCCCGCGAAAAGAAUGUCUGCUAGAAAGAUUUUUUAAUUAGGAUAAAAAAUAAUGCGAACACAAAGAAUAUAAGAAAUUACUAAUAAAUGUAAAAGAUGUUUGCUGUGAAGGAUAGGGUGGUAUUAUAAAAUACGUGUAAAGUAUGUGUUUUACCACCGGGAGGAUUCUGCAGCCAGCCCGUUUUCCUUACAAUUCGUAGCAAAUGCUUAACGCUAGCCCCGUGUAUUGGCAUCAGAUAUGUAUCAAGUUAUAAAGUAUAUAAAGCGUAUCGAUUGACGUUUUUUAUUGUUAAAAUUGCAAUAUGUCAAUCUUACUCACUGAACUUAUUUAUUAAUAUUACGAUGUUACUACGUCAAUGCAACAGGCUAGCGUGAAGUGUUUGUUGCCUAUUAAUAAAUUAAAACAGUUGCAGAAUCAUGACCACCGGUUGCUACCAUAGACAUAUAAGGAUAGACUGCGUGAGCAUUGGAGGGACCCUGUAAGUGGCUGUAUCAGCGCAAUAGAAAGCACGAAGAGGACCUACUAUCCUUCUUUACUGGAAAAUAUUACAACAUAAAAAUAUAUUCACAUGCGUAUCUAGAAAAAUAAAGAGACCACUGUUUGGCAACAUUCUCUUUUUACCGUCCUGUUGAUUUCUCGGCCCGCUCACGCUGUCUAUUCUUCUAUGUCUAUGAUCGCCACGGAUAUAUUUCUGUAUUAGUAUUCGGAAUUGAUGUACUGAUCGAUGUGAAUCGUACAUAACGGCAUGAGUGGAGUUAUGUAAAAGAUAAAUGCGCGUCAGGUAUUUAAAUAAAUGUGUCUGUGAACUGCAA
This is a messenger RNA of Ceratina calcarata, 3164 nucleotides long. It is a transcript of the gene Scp2, whose product is annotated as Sarcoplasmic calcium-binding protein 2. Gene Ontology annotation, molecular function: calcium ion binding. NCBI's taxonomy places the organism in Eukaryota, Metazoa, Arthropoda, Insecta, Hymenoptera, Apidae. Bases 82 to 927 code for a protein of 281 amino acids. The transcript is spliced from 8 exons. The record is from RefSeq and is a predicted model, not a curated record.